Boleophthalmus pectinirostris (great blue-spotted mudskipper) is the source of this 4116-nucleotide messenger RNA. RefSeq lists its product as uncharacterized. Lineage: Eukaryota; Metazoa; Chordata; Actinopteri; Gobiiformes; Gobiidae. Bases 250 to 3549 code for a protein of 1099 amino acids. Gene Ontology annotation, molecular function: cis-regulatory region sequence-specific DNA binding. The transcript has 16 exons. Gene Ontology annotation, cellular component: membrane; transcription elongation factor complex. The record is from RefSeq and is a predicted model, not a curated record. Gene Ontology annotation, biological process: positive regulation of transcription elongation by RNA polymerase II; snRNA transcription by RNA polymerase II.
CCCCCCCCCCCGUCUAAGAGUGUGGCUCACUGCAUUCACCAAGAACAAGAGACCGAGUUUAUUGGGAGACUGGAGACUUUUCUAGACCCCGACGACUUCUAGACUGAAAACAGGGAGACAGAGCCGAGCAGGACGCAGCCGACGCCAUUUUAGAGCAGGAACAAGUGUCUGUUUACAACUAUAACCCCACAUCUGAGGCUCCAGGGGUCAAAGGAUUCAUCAUUUUUAAGUUGGACUUGCCGUUGAAGCAUGAGGAGCCGCGAGAAGGACGACAGCACAAGUGAAACCUCCUCUUUGAACGAAUCAUCCAAUCAGAAACCAAUUCCUGUUUGGGUCGACCACACCCCCACGCCGGACGAUACCAACUCAACGGGAGGGAGAUCCGGCACUCCCCCUUCUUCUGAACCCAAGAGCGACCCCAAGUCCAGCCUCAAAAGUCGACUUCAAACUCUUCUACGGCUAAACAAAAAAACGGAAAAUGACGAUUCCGACGCGAGCUCUAGCGGGAUUCCGAUCCUCCCAAAUGGCACACGAGUUAGUCCACCAGUAAGCCCAUUAGCUGGAAGAAAGCACGACAUUUACCAAAGCGAUUCAAGCCAAAAUUCUGAUAAAAAUGUCUUGAGGUACGAACAAGAAGAAUCGUUACUCACUAGCCUCCACCCAGCUGAGUAUUACGCUGAAAAAGUUGAGAUCUACAACUUGAAAUACGCCUACUUAAAAUCAUGGCCAGGCUUGCUGAGACUGCUGGCCGGAAUGGAGCUACUUUUUGGCGGGAUGAUUUUCGCGUGCGUCAUCGCGUACAUCCAAAAAGAUAGUGAAUGGUCCAACGCGUACGGGAUGUACAACGGAGCGUACAACAACGGACAUGGACUUUCCGGAUACAGCUACCGUGGUCCGAUGACGCCGUUUGUGUUGGCCGUCGCGGGAGUUUCUUGGAUCAUAACAUUCGUUCUUUUGGUUGUUGGAAUGACGAUGUACUACCGGACAAUUUUGCUGGACUCCCCCUGGUGGCCACUGACGGAGGCGUUUGUGAACGUAGCGAUGUUUCUGUUGUACAUGGCAGGAGGGAUCGUGUACGUGAAUGAUCUGAACCGCGGAGGGCUGUGCUUCUCGACCAUUGGCGUGAACCCGAUCAUGGCCAGUCUGUGCAGAGUGGAGGGAGGGCAGGUGGCCGGAACAGCUUUUAUUUUCAUCAACAUGGUUCUGUAUCUGAUCAGCUUUCUGGUCUGUCUGAAGAUGUGGAGGCACGAGGCUGCGAGGAGAGAAAGAGAGAGCUUUCUAAAUGAGCCCAGUGAGGUUCCAAACUCGAUGCCUCUGGUGCCACAAAAACCAAAGCAGAUUUCCUUCAGGGACCAAACAGAGACAGACUACAGUAAAAGUGUGAAAGGUCCUGAUUCUGAAAAAGCUCCAGUGAAAACCUUCAUCAACCAAACCGGAGCCAGCACAGCCAGAAAGACACGAGUGAAGGUCAUCGCAGACUACAUCAUGAAGUACCCAGAGAUCACAAGUUUGGAGCAGAGGGACGAGUACCGGGCUGUGUUUAAUGACCAGUAUCAGGAGUACAAAGACCUGCACCACCACAUCAGCCUGACCCUGUCCAAGUUCAGACAACUGGACGCUCUGAUGGACAGACUGCUCCGGGACAAAACACAGAAUCCACAGAGGAUACAGAUCAUAUUACAAAAGUUAGAAGAGAAAAAGAAUGAUCCAACGUUCUGGGAGAAGAAGGAGCGCUGUGAUUAUCUCAAGGCCAAACUCAGCCAUUUAAAAAACAGAAUUUACACUUUUGACCAACAAAUUAUGAGUAACUUCUGCACCAUGUACGACCCCCAUCACUACGACAGCCCCCCUCUCUACAGCCCCAAGUACAGCACCAGCACCAGCCUCUACCCCCCCAGGAGCGUGCACUCGCCCCCGGCCCGCUACGUGGACUACCGCUACUCCCUCCCCGACGGGUACUACACGGAGGAGAGACCGCAGCACUUCUACCGCUGGUUCUCUCCGCCCGGCUUCGUCAAGACCUUUCAGGGAGCCACUGUCCUCAUGUGUUUCCUGAUCUUCGCCUGCGUCGCCUCCACCCUGGUCUGGGACGUGAACGGGUUUGGGUACGGGGGGUACGUGGGGGUGAGCGGGGGCGGGGUGGCGGGGUCAGGGCCGGGGUACUACGGGGGCAGUUACGGGUACGGAGGGUCCUAUAUGACGCCGCACGCAGCUAAGUCGGCCAUGAUCACCAUAGCGGCGGUGAACUUCUUGGUGUCUCUGGGUUUCCUGGUGGGGAGCUUCUCGCGCUCCAGAGCCAUGAGAGGAUGCAGGUUCUACCUCACCGUCUUCAUCUGUGACAUCAUCCUGGCCGUGCUGCAGGGCAUCAUAGACAUCAUCUUUGUGAUCGGAGUCAACCCCAUGUCCCAGAGUUCUCAGAGUAUGCUCUAUAACCCCAUGCUGAUGAUGUGCCAGAGCGCCCCCGUCAGUCCCAGUCUGAGCGCUGCAGCCGGGGGCAGUUUCCCUGGAGGAUACCCCAUGUACAACCAGUACCUCCACCACUACUGCUACAUGGACCCAGAGGAGUCUGUGGCUCUGGUUCUGGGCAUGAUGGUGGUCCUGGCUCUGUCUUUAUCGGCGUAUUACUCAUAUAAGACACGCAGUAAAAUCUGGAGACACGGGAAGUCCAACAUCCUGUGGGACGAACCACAGAGAGGACCAGCAGAGAGCGCCGACCUGCAGCACUGGGUGGACCAGACCGGAGGCUCCAGGAGCACGCAGCAGGCCCCCACACUGGUCAUCUCUGAGACGGCUGCUCCAGACCUCAGGCUAGAGAACUGUCCGGUCUCCUAUGGCAACCGCACCGUCUCCCAUGGCAACCGCAGCGUUUCCCAUGGCAACCACAGCAUCUCCCAUAGCAACCCAACAGGCAGCGUCCAGAGUGAAGGAAAUUACAACUGCAACAGUGUGUCUGUAGACAGCAGUGCCCGGCGCAGUACCAAACCACAACACCAGAGCCCCGCCCCCCUCUGCAGCAGCAACUCAGACCUGACCCAGAGCACCCGGAAAGAGAAGAAAUCCCACAGAGCACCCAGCCAGGACACUCAGACCUACAGAGCACCCAGCCAGGACCCCCCCACGCUCCCCAGGUCAGCUGCUGACGACCCGGUGGAGUCCCAGUGGGAGACGGGCUACACCACCGGAGGAGACACAGGCAACGAGCUGGAUCAGGACCUCUCACAACACCUGUUCAGGUUGUACCCGGCGAUCAUCAGUGACGAGCAAAGACGUCACUACAAAAGAGAGUUUGACUCAGACCUGACUCAGUACAAGAGUCUGUGUGCAGAUAUGGACGACAUCAGUGACCAGAUGCACAAACUGAGCCGUGAGCUGGACACGCUGGAGCCCUCCUCCAUCAAAUACCAGGGAGUAGCAGAUGAAUACAACAGACUGAAGGACUUAAAAAGAACAGCAGACUACCAAACCAAGAAGAAACAAUGUCGAGAACUGAGACAAAAACUCUUCCACAUCAAGCGCCUGGUGAAGAACUAUGACCAGGGCAUGUGCUGACCCCACACCCGACUAAACUCUGUGCUUCUGCUUUGGGAUGGUCUCCUAGCAACAACACAACUAUAACUGUUUACUCUUUAUCUCCUUAAAGUCAUGUGUUAAAGGGCCCAUAUUACACAGUUUUCUGAUCUAUGUUCUAAUGUUGUUUCCUCGUCACAAACACACCUGGAAUUGUUUUUGUUUCAUUCACAAACCUACACUGGUUCUUCUCACACAGAAAACACUCCCACCUUGUGAUGUCAUGUGGUAAUACAGGAAGUGCUCCAUUGUGUUUUUAAAUUCCAUACACCUUCACAAGAAUCAUUUGGAUAUUUUCAGUCCUGGAAUCUCUGCUGAACUAGAUGUCAAAAUGAAAUGUUCACUUGGAAACUACCACUUCAUGACAUCACAAGGUGGAACAGAGCAUCUUGAGGUCUGGAGAUGUAGACAGACUAAUAAUAAAGGGUUAAUCAAACAUGUGUGAAUGAAACAAAACACAACUCCAGGUCUGUUUUUGAUGGUAACAUUAUAACGGCUUAAAGCUCAUAAGAGUCCAUUUUGUGUAAUAUAUGAUUUUUUAAGACACUA